This is a messenger RNA of Rosa rugosa (rugosa rose), 3621 nucleotides long. Its product is annotated as phosphoinositide phosphatase SAC3. The transcript is spliced from 16 exons. Gene Ontology annotation, biological process: phosphatidylinositol dephosphorylation. Bases 602 to 3142 code for a protein of 846 amino acids. Gene Ontology annotation, molecular function: phosphatidylinositol-3,5-bisphosphate 5-phosphatase activity. Gene Ontology annotation, cellular component: intracellular membrane-bounded organelle. The record is from RefSeq and is a predicted model, not a curated record. NCBI's taxonomy places the organism in Eukaryota, Viridiplantae, Streptophyta, Magnoliopsida, Rosales, Rosaceae.
GUGUGUAUGAUAUAUAUAUAUAAUUGAUAUUUGCGCCCCCCAAGUUUAUAUUUUCAUUUCUGGUUUGAUAAUAUUAUAGCUUCUUUUCCCUUCCAUAUAAAGCUUCCAUUUUCAAACCCCAUCUUGUAUCUCUCUCUCUCUCUCACUCUUUGUAUAUCUAUCUCUCUGUCUCCCUAAAUUUACGUAGUAAUUUCCAAUUUCAUUUUGAUUAUUACUCGAUCCCGGAAUUUAUAUUCCGUCGCCUUUAUUCGAGAUCAGGAUUUCGGAAAGAUUUGAUUUUGAUUUUGAUUUGAAUCAAAUCGGCGGCACCCAGGGUCUGGUUUUCGUGAAUGGAAAGAAGAGGAGGCAAGGUCUGGUGCUGAGGAGGAGGAGGAGCUUCGUUGUUUUCGUGUUUGUGUUUACUAAUUGGGAAUUUGGUUGUGAAAUGUUGUAUUUGAAGCAGCCAAACUCCCCAAUUUGGGGUUCAUUUGGUGAAUGAUUUCGAAGACGACGAGUCGGAAUUGGAUUUUGGGUUCUUGGGGGGUUUGAUUCGGCUGUGCAUGAUAUUCUGAUAGGGCCCUGAGCUUGUGCUCGGGGAUCUGACCUUUCGGGAAUAUUUAUAAUGGCCUCGUCGGAAAAUGCGCCGGAGCCGCCGCCGUCCUCCCACGCCGGAGGAGACGAGGAAGUUAUUACUCCUCCUCAGCACAUAGAUAUGCAGAAGUUCAGGCUUUACGAGACUCGAUCGAACUUUUACAUGAUUGGAAGGGACAAGAGUAGAACGUAUUGGAGGGUACUAAAGAUUGAUCGAUUGGAUCCUUGUGAGCUCAAUGUUCUUGAAGAUUCUACUACUUAUACCGAACGUGAAUGUUCUGACCUCUUGAGGCGGGUACAUGAAGGGAACAAGGUCACUGGCGGAUUGAAGUUUGUCACUACUUGUUACGGCAUUAUUGGGUUCAUUAAAUUUCUGGGGCCCUAUUACAUGCUGCUUAUAACAAAGAGAAGAAAGAUAGGUGCCAUUCGUGGCCACGCGGUGUAUGCCAUCUCCAAAAGUGAGAUGAUCCCACUUCCAAAUUCACCUGUUCAGUGCAGUAUUGCUGAUUCUAGAGAUGAAAACAGAUACAAGAAGCUCUUGUGCACAAUGGACCUCACAAAGGACUUCUUUUUCAGCUACUCAUACAAUGUUAUGCGUAGUCUUCAAAAGAACAUGUGUGAUCAUAAGAAGGGACAUGUUGUUUAUGAAACCAUGUUCGUCUGGAAUGAGUUCUUAACUCGGGGAAUAAGGAAUCACCUGCAAAAUACUGUUUGGACAGUUGCAUUGGUUUAUGGUUUCUUUAGACAGGCCACUCUCUCUACAUCUGGACGUGACUUCAAACUGACCCUCAUUGCAAGACGUUCACGUCACUAUGCGGGAACCAGGUAUCUAAAACGUGGUGUUAAUGAGAAGGGAAGAGUAGCUAAUGAUGUUGAGACUGAACAGAUAGUUUUUGAGGAUGUUCCUGAGGGCUUUCCCGUGCAAAUAAGUUCUGUUGUACAGAACCGUGGCUCAAUCCCUCUCUAUUGGUCACAAGAAACAUCGCGUUUAAACAUUAAACCAGAUAUAAUAUUGUCAAAGAAGGAUCCAAACUACGAAGCCACUAGGCUUCAUUUUGAAAAUCUUGCCAAUAGAUAUGGGAACCCCAUAAUUAUUUUAAAUCUCAUCAAGACACAGGAAAAAAGGCCUCGAGAGUCCAUUCUACGCACAGAGUUUGCUAAUGCAAUUGAUUUCAUUAAUAAAGAACUAUCUGAGGAGAACCGUCUCAGAUUUCUCCACUGGGAUUUGCACAAACAUUCUCGAAGCAAAGCUAUAAAUGCUUUACUACUCUUGAGCAAGGUGGCUACAUAUGCCUUGACUUUAACUGGGUUCUUCUAUUGUCAAGUUACACCAGAAAUGGGACCCGAGGGCAUGAUUAAUUGGCCUUCAUCAGAGAAUUUUGACAAUUGUAUGUCUCCCCAAAGACAUUGUGCUAAUGGAGAUGAGGAUGUUGAUAGCAUAGUGGGGAAACCAACUGGAGGCAUCAACAUUGCAAAUGGAAAUCAUUCUACCAAACCAGCCACAUUCCAGAAUGGGGUGCUGAGGACCAAUUGCAUAGACUGCCUUGAUCGGACAAAUGUUGCACAGUAUGCAUAUGGGUUGGCUGCUCUAGGACACCAGCUUCAUGCUUUGGAAGUUUUAGAGAAUCCCAAGAUAGACCUUGACGAUCCCUUGGCUGAUGAUUUAAUGGGAUUUUAUGAAAGAAUGGGUGACACACUUGCACACCAGUAUGGUGGUUCAGCUGCUCACAAUAAGAUAUUUUCUGAGAGAAGAGGUCAGUGGAGAGCAGCAACUCAGUCUCAGGAAUUCUUCAGAACUCUUCAACGGUAUUACAGCAAUGCGUAUAUGGAUGCACAGAAGCAAGAUGCAAUUAAUAUAUUUCUCGGGUAUUUUCAACCACAGCAAGAUAAACCUGCACUCUGGGAACUGGAUUCAGACCAGCAUUACCAUGAUGGGAGGCAUGGGUCAAAAGACACGGAUGAAGAUGGAUGGUUCAGUUUCAAGAGAUCAUAUUCCGAUGGAAACAUUCUCCAUCCAAAUAGCUCACCUAUGUCAGCACCAACUGUAAAGCAGGAGAAAUUUACUAACUAUCCGGUUUUGCCUGAUCAAACUCAACAAAGCAAGAUACUUUCAGAAUCCUCACCUGAAAUAUCAACUUGUGAGAGUGAUAUUGCAUAUUCAAGGUACACUCCCUCGAUGCCUCGCAGACAACUUUUCGGAGAGUUGCAAAGAUAUCGGUGUCAUGAAAGUGAUCAUAUUUACUAUUCUGAACAUGGAGAUGGGUAUAAUUUCUCAAACUUUGUGGAUCUAGACUGGCUAUCUUCCUCUGGGAAUUCAUGCGAGGAGGAGCCGUAUGAGAGAUCGUCAAUACUUACCAACUCACCACUUGAGGGGCUAUCAUCGGAAAAUGUUGUCAACGGAAUAAUAGGAGAUUCUACACCCUCCACAAGUGUGUAUGGAUCCAUCUUGAAGGGAAAGGAGCAAACAGGAACAGGAUUAUCCUUUAGUAACGGAGAGAGUUCCAAUGUUCCUGAAGACUUUCCAGAUAGCUUCUCGAACUGGGUCAAUUAUGGAGAGACACUCUGCCACUGAAAUUUGGAUCAUUUUUCCCCUGUAUUGCAUUUUCGGCUCUGUAGAUGGCACGUUAGCCGUUUACUAAAAUGCUGAUCCAUGGAUGAGAAACUAUAGGAUGGCAUGUUAGCCAUAUCCGGAACAAGGAGAAAACAAAAGCAGUGGAGCCGGGGGGUUGUGUACGAUACAGCAUUGAUUUGGUCAUAAAAAAAUUUCAGUCGGGAACCUAUACCAAAGUAGAGAGUACAUAGUCAACAGUUGAGAUUCUUUAGGAGCUCUUCCUCCAUCGGUUCGUAGACUCAAGAUCUGAUUCUUGUAAAUAUUUUGCUCUGUUGUUUGACACUCCACUUUAGAAUUCCCAGGUCAUUGAUUCUUUAUAUACCUUCAUGUUUGUGGACGUGCAUAAAACUAACCAUGUGGGUAAAUGUAUUUGAAAUCUUACUGUUGUUGAAAUGUUUAUUGGCCUUUCAGUGCAAUAAGUGGGGUUUAUGAACGGUUAA